AUGGAUAUCAUUGGUAUAGUUACAUGUUUACCAUGGCUUGUCUUUGACGCAUCAUGUUAUGAUGAUAGUUUUGCGGAUUGUCUUCCGUAUAAAUAUACUGUUUUAAUGCUUGUUCUUUUUACUAUUAUUAUAACUAAUAAACAAUUUGGUACAAAACAUAUACAAUGUUGGGUACCAGCUCAGGUUACGAAAAACUAUGAAAUAAAUAGUGAGUUAUUUUAUUAUCAAUGA
Messenger RNA from Rotaria sp. Silwood1, 231 nucleotides. The record is from the annotation of a GenBank genome assembly. NCBI's taxonomy places the organism in Eukaryota, Metazoa, Rotifera, Eurotatoria, Philodinida, Philodinidae.